Messenger RNA from Siniperca chuatsi (mandarin fish), 2334 nucleotides. RefSeq names its product kunitz-type protease inhibitor 1-like. Gene Ontology annotation, molecular function: serine-type endopeptidase inhibitor activity; protein binding. Bases 220 to 1740 code for a protein of 506 amino acids. The record is from RefSeq and is a predicted model, not a curated record. The transcript has 10 exons. Lineage: Eukaryota; Metazoa; Chordata; Actinopteri; Centrarchiformes; Sinipercidae.
UUCCUGUAUGUGAGCAGGUGAGACACACCUGUGGAGUCCGACAGGAAGCGGCGGCAGCGGAGCAGACGGAGUUUAUUCUCAACGAUUUGACGUUUUUACUAACGAGGGAACGGAAAACGCUUCCGUUUCUUCCCUGAAACCUUCGGAGCAGAGCGGCGAGGCGCGGCGGGACAGGUAAACUGUUUUCUUCCCACCACAUUCACACUGACCGCAGCUGAAAUGCCUCCACCCUCCUCUUCCUCCGUCUUGCUGCCUCUCCUCCUCCUCCUCCCCCUCCUACGGCCCGCCGGAGCGGCAGAGGACGCGCACUGCGGCGGCACUUUCCGCGCGGGUCACGAGGACUUCGUGCUGGACACGAAGUACGCGGUGAAGGCUGGAGCGGCUCUGCUGGCCACCACGCACGUGCACUCAGCGGAGGCCUGUGAGCGCGCGUGCUGCGGGGACCCACAGUGCAACCUGGCGCUGCUGGAGCCGCGCGACACCGGAGCGGCAGCGGCGGAGAACCGCACCUGCGUCCUGUUCAACUGCAUCUACAGAAACCGCUUCGCGUGCAGGUUCGUGAACGAGGCCGGAUACCUGAGCUACAUCAGACAGGCCGUGUUCCUGAAACACCUGCAGGGACCGGAGGGAUCAGGUAAGCAGGCUCCGCCCAUCGCCAUCACAAGUCCCGAUGUCAUCGUUCAGCCCGGAGCGACGGUGACGCUCAGCGGCAUCGAGAGCCAGGCGCGGAGCGGCGCCCACAUCAAAAGCUACCAGUGGACUCUGCAGAGCGGAGGCGAGGGCGUCAAGAUGGAGAAGACCGAUCUUCCUGACCAGGUGCAACUGUCCAACCUGCAGCCGGGCUCGUACGUCUUCCAGCUGACCGUCACCAACUCCAAGGACCAAUCGGACGCUGCCACGGUCAACGUCCUCGUCCUCAGCCCGGAGCUGUCCAGCUUGUACUGUCUGGCUCCGAUGAAGGUCGGUCCGUGUCGCGCUGCGUUUCCUCGCUGGCAUUACGACGCUGCGACAGGAAGCUGUCAGCAGUUUGUGUUCGGAGGCUGUAAACAAAACAACAACAACUUCCUGUCUGAGGAAGAGUGUUUGUCUGCCUGCAGAGGAGUCACAGCGACGUCAGAGAGGAGCAUCGUUCUGCCUUCUGCUGAGUGUGGGUCGGCGUGUCGUCCUGAUCAGCUGAUCUGCAGCGGCAGCGGCUGCUGUCUGGACAGAAGUCUGGAGUGUGACGGCGUGAAACACUGCAGCGACGGAUCAGACGAGGAGCAGUGCAGCAAACUGAACCAGACCUUCACCCGCCUGCUGAGCAUCAACGUGAACCAGAGGAACGCUCGCUGCUCACAGCCCCCCCACACCGGCCCGUGUCGGGCGAGUCACACCCGCUGGUACUACGACCCGCUGGACAGGAGCUGCCACCGCUUCACCUUCGGCGGCUGUGACGAAAACGAAAACAACUUUGAGGAGGAAAACAAGUGCAGCGAGACCUGCGACGGCGUGACCGAGCGUAACGUGUUUUUCAGAGGGAUGUUCGACCGUUUGGAGAAGGAAGACGAAAGCGACUCAGCCCACAUAGCGCUGGCUGUUCUUCUGUCGGUGGCCAUCUUGGCUCUGCUGGCGGUCUUGAGCUACUGCUUCCUCAAGUCCAGGAAGAAUCGCUCCCAUAGGCCCGUCGCCACAGGCCCCGCCCACGUGGCGCUGCCGGAGCAGGACACGCUCGUUUACAACAGCACCACCAAACCCGUGUGACGUCGCCGCUGCUGUCGCCACGGCGACCUGUCGCCACCAGCUGCUGUCUGACGUGUUGCUGUUUGUGUUUCUGGUUGUUUCCUGAUUCUCUUCUUUGCUGUUUUUUACUUCAGUGGUUUUAAGUUUUUGUCCUCCAGAUGCUGAAGAACAUUCCUGCCCCUCCACACCAGAGUACAUGGAUUUUUAUCAGCAUUUUACAGUGUUGAGAAAACUGUUAAUAAAACAAGCCAAGGUAAAUUAAAUUUAAAAAUAAGCCUCGUUAGCAUCACUCGGUUUGGUUCCCACGAGUGAUCUUCAUUUAGCUGCUGUAUAAAGAUGUUUUUAUGUGUGCUGGGGUUGUGUUCUCCUGUGUUUGUGUGUAUAUCAGUUUGUGUUUAAUAUAUUAGAGUUAAUAUAAAUAGUUUGGUCUGUUUGGGCUCAGGUUCUUUUUUUAUUUCAGAUUCAGAAUGAGAAACAUGUAAAUGUGUGUUUUCAGCUGUUUGACUGUAAAUACGAAGUCCUGUGUUGUUUUAAUCGUCUCAGGUCGUUUGUAUCUGCUGCCAUCGUGUUUUUAAUGUUUUUAUCUUUUUCAAUAAAGAAGAAACACGAAACUUU